This is a messenger RNA of Drosophila eugracilis, 611 nucleotides long. RefSeq names its product proteasome maturation protein (gene Pomp). The coding region runs from base 106 to 510 and encodes 134 amino acids. The transcript has 3 exons. Gene Ontology annotation, cellular component: cytoplasm; nucleus. The record is from RefSeq and is a predicted model, not a curated record. Gene Ontology annotation, biological process: proteasome assembly. NCBI's taxonomy places the organism in Eukaryota, Metazoa, Arthropoda, Insecta, Diptera, Drosophilidae.
UUUGGCCACACUGAAUCGCACUGAAGUUGUUUGUCAUUCAACAAAAAUUUUGUAAAUCACUCAAUUUUCGUUAAAAAGUCUGAAAUACUUAAAAUAAAAUAAACUAUGUACCAGCCAUCAGUGAAAGUGCAACCCGCGGAGGUGUCCGUGCUGAAUGCCACCGGUCGUGUGGGCAUGCCAACGGAGGCCAAUUGCCUUAACCAACUGGCCCAUGUUCACCGGCUCCGCGACUCGGAACUCAACUACAACGAGCACCAGUAUAAUCUUAAUAUGCAAAUGCUCCGCAACCGCGAAGGACUCGGUGUCCCCCUCAAAAUGGGCAUGGAACGCUUUGCCGCCCGCCAGGUGGGACGACUGCCCUUCCUUCCGUCCAGCCACAUCAUGGACGAUGUCCUGACUGGCCGUUGUGAUUCCAUUGGCUUUGAGGACUUUAUGAACCUGCCCGAGUACAGCGAGCAAAUGCGUCAGCCCCACGCUGUGGUGGAGAAAUCUCUUGGAAUUCACCUAUAAAUCCUUAUAAAUAUAGUUGCUUUAAUGCCUGGCAUUCAACAAAAACACAUUCUAAAACAUUAAAUUCGGCAAAUAAAAUGUAUUCUGGUUCCUCGGUUAAA